AACCACUAGAGUUCCUACGUAGAUAUUACCCGGUCAAUCACGUGCCAGAUCAUCCUAAUGUCCACAUAAAACAGAAGUCCACAGCCAGAAUCUGGUGCAUACCCGGAUAAACCGUCGACGGUGUCGUGUGUUAACAGGCUCUAAAACCGUACACCUAUUGCUUCAUCAUGGAUGAUCUGACCAAGGAUCAAAUUGCUCUUUUGAAGAAAGCGUUCGACGCCUUCGAUCAUGACAAAAAGGGUAGCAUCGGUACUGACAUGGUGGGUACGAUAUUGACCAUGUUGGGCUACGAGCUCAGCGAGAAGACGCUGAAAGAGAUCAUCACUGAAGUUGACGAAGAUGGAUCCGGCCAAUUAGAAUUCGAAGAGUUCUGCACCCUAGCCGCCCGAUUCUUGGUGGAGGAAGAUUCGGAGGCUAUGCAGCAGGAAUUACGCGAGGCAUUCCGAUUGUACGACAAAGAAGGGAACGGCUACAUAACCACCGCAGUAUUCCGUGACAUUCUUCACGAGUUGGACGAUAAAUUGACGCCACAAGAGUUGGACAUGAUGAUAGAGGAAAUCGAUGCCGACGGUUCUGGAACGCUCGACUUCGACGAGUUUAUGGAAGUUAUGACCGGCGGUGACGAUUAAAUUGCAUAGUGGAUUGAUCAGGAUGGACAGGGCUGCGAUUAAACGCUACGACACGAUUGACACGAGUGCUGUUUCGUAUACCAAGCGCAAAAUCUUCGAUUGAUCAGUGGUUG
Messenger RNA from Apis florea (little honeybee), 742 nucleotides. It is a transcript of the gene TpnCIIIa, whose product is annotated as troponin C type IIIa. The record is from RefSeq and is a predicted model, not a curated record. Gene Ontology annotation, cellular component: myosin II complex. NCBI's taxonomy places the organism in Eukaryota, Metazoa, Arthropoda, Insecta, Hymenoptera, Apidae. Gene Ontology annotation, molecular function: calcium ion binding.